AUGACCGUCAACCGCAUCACCCUCUUCAAGAUUGCCGACGCGGCCGCCCGGCAAAAGCUGGUCGACAUCUACAAGACCCUCCAGCAGAGGGCGCUCAAGGACGGCAAGCCGUACAUCCUCGCCGCCAAGGCCGGCAGCGCGGCCCCCGACCAGCGCUCUUAA
Molecule: messenger RNA, 162 nt
Organism: Microdochium trichocladiopsis
Lineage: Eukaryota; Fungi; Ascomycota; Sordariomycetes; Xylariales; Microdochiaceae
Exons: 2
Coding region: 1-162 (53 amino acids)
Source: RefSeq, a predicted model, not a curated record